CGACCGAUUGCAUGGCGUUUGAUGCCAUGGCCGCUGCCGUAAUGGGUGCAGAUACGCUGCCGGAUACACAUGUCAUGGCUUCAGACGGCAUGGCUACAGAUGGCAUGGCUACAGACGGCAUGGCUACAGACGGCAUGGUCGCAGACGGCAUGGCUGCAGACGGCAUGGCUGCAGACGGUAUGGCUUCAGACGGUAUGGCUGCAGACGGCAUGGCUGCAGACGGCAUGAUUAUGACCUUCGCGGCUACAGGAGGCAUGGCUGUAGACGACGCUUCUACAGGCGCCGAGGAUGUAUUGACUACAGAUGACAUCGAGACAGACAUGACGGGUAUAAUUCUUGCAACAACACAAGACGGCGGGGCUACAGACGUUCUCGGUACUGACGCGACGGCUACAGACGGAAAUGCUAGUAACGAAAUGGCUCUAGGAGGCGCGAUGGCUAACACAGCUACAGACGUACAGGAUAAUGUGGCUGGUGUGGCAGGUGGAGAGGUUUGUGAACCGGUAGGACUAGAUGUUGAUGCGUGUGCUGAUGCUAGCGGGGAUGUUGAGUUAACGCAGGAAAAGGUGGAUGCUAAGUCGACUCCAGAAAGGGUAGAUGCUCAGUUGACUCCAGAAAGGUUAGAUGCCAAGUUGACUGAGGAGAGGGUUGAAGAAAGGGAAGUGAGAGGAGGGGGAACGAUGGACUUGAGUGGUCAAGAGAGGGGGGAGGGGAAGGAGGCAGAGAAAGAAGAACCAAGGGAGGGGGAUAUUGCCGAUAGAGGGGACGAAAAGGGCGAGGCGAGCGAGUGUGUGGAGAAGGAGGAGAGUGAAAACGAGGAGGGAAAGGCGGAGGAGGAAAAGGAGAAGGAGGAGGAAAAGGAGAAGGAGGAGGAAACGGAGAAGGAGGAGGAAAAGGAGAAGGAGGAGGAAAAGGAGGAGAAAGAGGAAAAGGAGCAGGAGGAGGAGAGGAAAGGGGAGGAGGAAGAGGAGGAGGAGGAAAUGGAGGUGGAUGUGGUGGGAUGUGACGAGGAAGAGAAGGAGGAGGAGAGGGAGGAGGAAGAGGAAGAUGAAGAAGAAGAUGAGGAGGAGGAAGAGGAGGAGGCGGAGGAGGAAGUAGGGAGAGGCGGAAGCAGGGUGUCAACUAUGGGGCUAGCCAGCAGUGCUUCCUGGGCUGGGAUAGAGGCAGAUGGAGAAGAAGCAGCGCAGUCCAACGCAGCAGCAGCAGCAGCAGCAUCAGCAUCAGAAGAACACCUGUGGCCCUUAAGCAAGCUGGUGUCGAUGAUUUCAACCCAGGGGGGGGUGCUAUCUGAGCAGGUGCUUACUCUACAGCAGGUGGUGCUGGCGCAGCAGCGGCUGGUGCAGCAGUGCACCGUGGAGUGGAAGGAGCAGCAGAAGCAGCUGCAGCAGCAGGCGAAGCUACUGCAGCAGCAGCAGAAGCAGCAGCAGCAGGCGCUCCAGCAGCAGCAGCAGCUGGAAGAAGAGGAAGAGCAGCAGCUGCAGCAGAUCACCCAGCGCCCGCGGUUCAAACGGCCCAAGGACUGGGAGAGCGAGUGGGAGAAGAGGAGCGGCGUGCCGGGAGGAGGCGGGGGAGGAGGCGGAGGAGGAGGGGGGCAGUCGGGGCAGGGAGGCGCGGAGGAUGCAGGGCAGGUGCCGAGUCACAUGCACAUGCAGCAGCACCUGCUGCUGCCGGGGCAGAUGCAGCUGCUGGAAGAGCUUGGGGAGGAGGGCACUGAAGCCACGUGGGAAAACCCCCUCGAGGAGGCAAUGGCGUCCAUGCUACUGCAUCCAGACGCAGAGUCGGAGGCUGCGUUGCACCAGCACCUGUCGCUCUUCUUCUCUCUCAAGGACACCAUCACCAAGCGAGAGGCCAGAAUCAUCGCCACUGCUGCUGCCACCUCCUCUGCUCAAGUGCGUGAGGUCUUUGGCUCCUUCCGCUCCCAUGUGCGCUCGCUCCUCCAAUCAAUACCCACCACAUCUGCACCACCGCAAGACACACCCAACAUCACCACAGCCAUCGCCACGACCACCGCCACCACAACGGCCACCAACAACCACAACAACAAUAACAGCACCAACAACAAUAGCAGGGUGCCUGGCAUCAGCCCCAGCAGCAGCAGUGCGGUACCAGCAGCAGCAGUGCCUCUCUUCCCUGCCGCACCACCACCUCUCCCUCUGUCCCAGUCAGCUAACAGUGCAGCACCGUCAAUGCUGCUUGGUUCCAAACCCACUGCUGCCUCUCCUCCCUUCUCCGCAACACAGACCCCUCUUCAUCAGACCCCUCUUCCAGUCACAAGCAUUAGUAGCAGCUCUGUCAGUGCUGCAACCGUGAGACCUAUUGCACCACAACCGCACUCGUCCCCUUUGCUCCACCCGAUCGCUCCCCAGAGCCCUCUUUCAGGAUCGAAGCUCCACUCCGCUUCGAAAAUCCCAGUGCCUGCUAAACCCCCAGCGUUCAAAACCCCAGCGGCUAAGCUCCCAGUGCCCAUCUCUUCUGCAUCUUACCUCCCCUCUUCCCACCCCCCCGCGACUCACCCUCCUCGCACGCGGGCAGCCCUUGUGGCAAAGCGCCGCUCGUCCAUGCAAAGUGGGAAGGAGAGAGAGGGGGUAGGCGCGCAGGACAGAGCGGGGGAAAGGGUGGGUGAAAAAUUGGGGGAAAGAAUGGGGGAGAGAGAGGAGAAACCGAGAGAAACUGACCUGGAUGCCUUGCUGUCUGCUGCUGAACGCGCCCUUUCCUUCUCAUCCGGCCCUGCUUCCAACUCCCCCUCCUCUCACUCUGCUCCCGCCCCUGCUGCCUGGUGGGAGGGGCUGGAGGAGAAGGCGAUCGCAGCAGCAAGAGAGGCAGAGGAAGAGGAAGCAGCAGCAGCAGCAGCAGGAGGGCGAUCAGGGCCCCAUGGCCCAUUCGACUCCUCUUCCCCGCUCUCGUCCGCUGCUGGCGCAGCAGCUUCUCCUAACAGUGCAUCGGCGCGUGCCGGAUGCCGCAUUACAUCCAUCCUGGCCUCCCACCUGCGGCAGGGCACAGGGGGCUUCACGGCACAGCAGGCAUCGUUGCUGCAGCUGCUGCUGGUGCGGCCAGUUUCCAGCCUGCGCAAGCUUCUGGAGGUGGAGAGCAGGGCGCCAGUGCUGGCAGCAUGGCUCAGGCAUGCUGCCGACGAGAGCCAAACCACCAUCCUGCUGCUGCUGCUGCAGCUAUUGGCAGCCAUACCUGUGUCGCUGGCUGACCGUCCAGUGCUCACGUCUCUCAAGCCACUGCUGCAAGGCCUCUGCUGCUACGAGCCCUCAGUGCGUGUGAGCCACGGUGCGCGCGUGCUGCUGUCCGCCUGGCACCCCAUCCUCACGCCUCCCCUCGUACCGCUGCCCCAGCCGUCGCCGCAUGCUGCUCCCACCAAGCCCUCUCUGCACAGGGGGGGGAGAAUGCUGCCCCCCCCGUCAGCAGCUCAUUACCGCCGCAUGCGCGACGCUGCAGCCAGCAAGCGAUUCGCAGACAUCGCGAAACGAGCACAGAUAGGCAAGGUUCUCUCUCGUCGUCGAGAAAUCACCGCUCCCACGGCCGCACAGCAGCCCCCAGUGACAUCCCCCACAAAGCACUCCCCUCAGCAAAAGGGCCUUCGCCUCUCUGAAGUCGAUCAGCAGCUGCGACUUCCGCCAGGCGACAAGCGUGCAGUGAUGGUAUCAAUCGCCUCGGCGUCCCAUGCGUUUGGCAAGCCGGCACCGCACCACCGCCCGCUCUCUGUCGACGACAUCAUGCACGCCAAGCGGCGCCGCAUGCAGCAGCAGCAGCAGCAGCAGCAGCAGCAGCAGCAGCAGGGGCAGGGGAAGAGGCAGAAAACAGAGCAAUGGAGUGUGGGAGGUCAAGGAGAGGAGCAGGGGAAGAGUGAAGAGGCGCGACUGACGGCAGGAGGCGGACUAGCCACAUCAGCAACAGCAACUGCCACACCAGAAGCAGCAGCAGCAGCAGCAGCAGCAGGAGCAGUAGCCGCAGCAGCAGGAGCGACAGCAGGUGGAGGGGUGAAGAGGGAAGAGAUUCGUCCCGUAACCAAAGCAGCACCUGCUAACAUGUCGGCUCGGCUGGGCAGCAGCAGCAAUGGUAGCGACGGGUUUGGAGGGAUCUCUCGCUCCUAUGUGGGGCCUGCUCGCCUCAGACUCAUGGGCCGAGGAGGCGGUGGUGAUUGGAUAAUGGGUGUGGACUCAAAGGAGCACGUGCAGGGUAUGGGGAAUAGGGCUGUGCCGCAAUCACCAGUGCCGGCGGCAUCAGGAGCUGCAGCAGCAGUAACAUCACGUGAAGCAUUAGCAGUACCAGCAGCAGUGACAGCGGCGGCAGCUGAGGCAGCAGUUAGUGUAUGCGGUGUCAAGCAGGAGCCAGAGUUUAUGGAACCACCGUCUCAAACCACUCACAGCCUGAUGCCAGCACAGAGAGAGGCAGGGGCAGCAGAGGGGACGGGAAGCAUGCUGCAACGGGGGGUUGCAGGGGCAGCAUGGAUGGGAGGAAUCGGGCGAGCAGGGGGGAUGGGGAGAGUGGUGGGACGUACUGAGACACGAGGCCCCGAACCAGGUUCCUGUACAGCCUUGGACGUCGAGACGAAGCCACCGGUGGAAGCUUUGGGAGGCUUUGGACCCAAGGGGGCGGUGGGAGCGGUGGGAGCGGUGGUUGUUGUGGUGAGUGGGGGCGGUAUGAGUGCUGAGAGAAGUGAGGUUUCUGCGGGAGGUGCUGUAGCUGAGGUCACAACGGGUGCUGCUGCUCCUGCUGCUGCUGCUGAUGCUGCUGCUGCUGGAGGUUUUGGAGAGAGGGGGGCUGUGGAGGAAGCAGAGGGUUUAGGGGCGGCACAGGAGGUGCCAUCACGAGCAGCGGAUGUUCACAUGGAGGAGAGUUGGUGCGAGCCCGUUGCUGCGUUUGAGUCAACUCAACAGCAGGCUCAGGCUGCUUACAUGCAGCAUGUUGCUGCUUUGGCGGGCCAGAAAGUGGUGGAGGACGGCGGCGCGGGCGGGUGCGAGCAGGAUGGCUCAUUGUUGGCGCAAACAGUGGGGGGAGGAAUCUGGAUGGAUGCUGGUGUGAGCAGAGAGGGCGGAGAGGAGGUGGAGAUGAUGGGGAUGGAUGGGCAUGGCUUGCACAGGGCUGAGAGCAAGGGCGGUGAAGAGUGGAUGGAAGAGGGUGGGGAUGGAGAGCGAUUCAUUGCUGCUGGUACUGCUGCUGCCUCCCUGGCGGCUACUGCACCUGAUGCUGCAGUGCUUGCUGCAUCGGCAAAGGAAGAGGCACAGGAGGAAGGGGCGCUGGUGGGAGCGGCCGGAGCAGGAGAGCGGGUGGAGGGACAUGGAGGCGUAUCCGAAGCAGUCCUUGCUACUGUUGCUGCGGGUGCAGGUGGGGCAAGGUGUGAAGGCUCAGUUGGGGAUGCGGAAAUGGGAGCAGCGGGGGGAGAGGUACAGAUGGGCGUCAUAGGGGGCAAUGUGAAGGACGAGAGGGUCCUGGGGAUGGUGCGGAUGGAGGUGCGUGAAGGGCACAUGACAAGGGAUGGGGCGGUAGAGGGGAUUAAUGAAGAGGCGAGCGAGGUAGCGGAGGUGAUGAGGCCGAUGGCAGAGGUUGUUGCAGCAGCAGCGCCCGGAGACGGAAGGGAGGAGCAGCAGCAGGAGGAAAAGGAGAGGGAGGAGGGGGAGGAGCGCAAGAUAGGGAAGAAAGAGGAGAGCGACGGCAAGGAGAAGGCCAAGAAGGAGGGGGGAGAGAAAGAGGAUGAGAAGGAGGAGGAAGAGGAGGAUGAGGAGGCUCUAGAUAGAAUGGUUUUGGAGAUCAUUGGGGUGCAGGAGAAGGGGAGGGCUGAGCGGCACAUGGGUGGCAUGGGUGGUGCGGACGCGGCUAAUAUCGGGCGCCUGGUGAUGGCUAUGAUGCUAGGCGUGGUGCCGUGGAAGAAACCACCAAGCAUACAUACCCAGGCCGGCCCGGUGGUGGUGGCGCAUGGGGAGGGCAGCAGCGAGCUGCCGCGCGUGGAGCGCCACAUCGCCGCGCUCGUAGCACAAGGCGUACGCCGCACACCCGUCUUCAAUGGCUGGUCGCCUGCCGAGCCCGUUUCUGAGAGAGACACCGGGGAGGAGGGGGAUGACGGGAUGACCCCUGUGAUCCCCACGGUUGUGCAGAAGAAGGCGAGGGAGGAGAUGAAGCAGAAGCAGGGGCAGCAGCAGAGGUACCCCCAACACACGCGGCAGCACCAACAGCAGCAGCAGGAGGAGCAUGUUCAGCAGUCGUUCCAGCAUGGGCAGAAGCAGCAAGUGCCGCAUCAACAAUACCGAUACUCCCAGGGUACUCAGCAGCAGCAGCGGCAGCAGCAGCAGCCGUUGCGCCAGGAGUCACAGAAGAAUCAGUACUCGUAUAAGCAGCAGCAGCAGCUAGAACAGGCGUCAUUCCGCCAUAGACAUGUGGAUGCAGAUCUGCAGCAGGAGUACCCGUACACAGAGCAAUACCAACCGCAGCAGCAGCAAGAACUUCGUCAGCAGCCGUACAAGCAUGCGCCGAAGAAACAGCCUCUGCAGCAUCAGCAAUACCAGGAUGCACAGUCGCCGCAACAACACCAUCACCAGCAGCAGCAGCAAAAGCAUCAGGCGCAGGCACAGCAACCACGGCAAGCGCGGCGAAUACAGCAGCAGCUGCAGGAGCAGCAGCAGCUUGUAAACCCAGAGGAACCGGAAGGACUGGAGCAAUUCGACUUUGAGCCACAGCUGGAGGGGCAGGUGGGACCUGGGGAAGGAUAUGGCGACCAAUGGACAGACCCACAGCCGCAGCAGCAGCAAUAUGAGCAGUAUGGGCAGGGGUGGGCUGAAGAGGAGCUUGGGUACGGAGAGGAAGGAUACGAGGAGGAUCAACAACAAGCUUGGCCGUACAACGAUGUCUCGGAUGGGAGAGGGCAGAGGCAAAGAGCAAAGGACACCAAGAACCACAAUGUCAGGCAUCUGAGCAAACCACUAACUUAGAAGAAUACGUGGGCUGACAAUAUGUGGCAAUGAUAGUGACAUGCUGGCAGAAGGGGACUGUACAGGAUCUGAACAUGUGGUCCAUGCAAACAAUGAUUGGAUGCAUGCGAUCGUGUGUCAGCCUGACAGCCUGUUGUGGGUGGGAGUGUUGCUAGCAUGAUGACCAAUCAGAUGUUGAUGGAAUUAAUAAAAGUUAAAUUC
Closterium sp. NIES-67 is the source of this 7133-nucleotide messenger RNA. Lineage: Eukaryota; Viridiplantae; Streptophyta; Zygnematophyceae; Desmidiales; Closteriaceae. The record is from the annotation of a GenBank genome assembly.